This is a messenger RNA of Mus caroli (Ryukyu mouse), 3272 nucleotides long. It is a transcript of the gene Kiss1r, whose product is annotated as KISS1 receptor. NCBI's taxonomy places the organism in Eukaryota, Metazoa, Chordata, Mammalia, Rodentia, Muridae. Gene Ontology annotation, biological process: G protein-coupled receptor signaling pathway. Gene Ontology annotation, cellular component: plasma membrane. The record is from RefSeq and is a predicted model, not a curated record. Gene Ontology annotation, molecular function: G protein-coupled receptor activity.
AGUCCAGGAACAGCCGCGGUUGCCGGGCUAGAAGCUCAGUCUCGGUUUCCCUCUCCGUAGACAUGGGGCGGUGUCACCCACCAGGACGUGCUGGGGACCAGAGGGGCUGAGGACAAAGUCUGAGCCACCCGGGAGGAGACGGUGGGGCACACCGGCCCCGGGGCGACUGCGGAGAUGCGAAAGGCUCCUUGGGGCGCAGAUGCGGGAGGGGUGUGCGAGCCCCGCGAACAGUCCCGGGGUGACAGAACAGUGCAGGGGACUGAGGCUGAAAAGGAGGACCCGCCCGCAGACCCAACACCUCCAGACCACGGUCUGUGAGAGCUAGCCUGGUGAAAACAAGCGAAGGGGAAGCUGGCCGCCGUGGUGCACAGCUGAGCGAGAGGCUGAGGCAGUAGGAUCCGUGGAGUUCCAGCCCAGCCUCAGCCACAAAACCUAAUUGGGGUGGAGGGGCAGGUGUGGUGCACUCCUGGCCUAGCACAGGUUAGACGGAAGCAGGAGGAUCGGCUUUCAAGUCGUUAUUAACCAACCAACAGCAAGUUCAAGGCCAGCCUGGGCUCAGGGAAAGCCACGUGCUUUUAGAAAAACUAUUACACUUGAUUGAUUAAUUAAUCAACUAAUUAAUUAAUUAAAACAAAAGACCCAAAAGAAAGCAUCCACUCUGAGGGUUUGUAUAGACAGGUGAAGUGAUGGCCGAGCUCAUGAGUCUGGUGCAGAGGGGACUCAGGGGAAGGGGACCUGGGGACUUGGACUCCUGGCAUCACACCAGAGUUGUUCUGUGGCUGAAAGAGAGGGAAGGGGUUCAUUGCAGAGCCCUCAGUCUGCAUUUUGCUCCCUCCUCCCCCCAGCCCCAGGAUACAGUCGCUGACACCCUCAGAGUCCCCAGGCUGUCAGCCUCCUGGCCCCUCAGCCAGGGUUGCUUCUGAGUAACUCAUCUCUCUCCCCAGCUUCCAGCCGGCCUUCUCCGGUGAGCCUGUGGACGACAUCAAUACACUCCCUCUGAGUCUCACCUCUUUUUCUCUACUGCAUAGUAUUGUGGUGGCUUGGCAAGGCUAACCUCUUGGGGCGCGAGGGAGACUCUAAGAUACAUUUAGCAGGGAUGCGAGGGUGUGGCUGAGGUCAGUUCCUUGUAGUUCCUGCUGAUAGUUUCCAAAGUGCCCACUCUCCCGACAGGAACUCGCCGCUGGAUAGAACCUUGUAACUAUCAGUCAGAGUCAGCCAAAUGUAUCUGAAGGUGCUGUCCUGUCCUGAUGCUUCAUGGCUCCCAGUGUCCUGGAGAGGCAAACUCUGCCAGGGCUUCUUCAGAAGGCGGGCCUGGGCCAAUCUGCCUGCAGCCCAUGGUUGAAGCUAACCCCCAUAGAGGGCCACAACCCUCCCCUGCUUGGUGCCCAGAGCCCUCCCUGCUUUAGCCCAUCCCCUCCUUCUGUCAUCCGGGCAUAGCUCUGGGAAGAGGGAACGCAAUGCUCUGAAGCGGCUACUAUGCAGAGAGACGCGAAGGCGGGGACAAGGGAGGGGGCGGGGGUAUAAGAGUGGCCGCUGCGACACUAGCAGAGGAGCCUCUUUCCAGCCCCUGCCGCCGGCAACAGAGACCAGGACGCAGGUAUCCCCGGAGAGCGGCCCUGGCCCCGAGGAGGAGCGGGGUCCUCCCUCUGGUCCCCACAGUCCCAGGACACAAUCCGUGAAGGCUGCCUGGAGGAAGAGGGCAACGGGGGGGGGGGAAUGGCCACCGAGACGACGUUGGCUCCCAACGUGACCUGGUGGGCUCCGUCCAACGCUUCGGGAUGCCCGGGCUGCGGUGCCAAUGCCUCGGAUGACCCAAGCUCUUCGCCAAGGCCCCUGGAUGCCUGGCUGGUUCCCCUGUUUUUCGCUGCACUCAUGUUGCUUGGGCUGGUUGGGAACUCACUGGUCAUCUACGUUAUCUGCCGCCACAAGCACAUGCAGACAGUCACCAACUUCUACAUCGCCAACCUGGCUGCUACAGACGUCACUUUCCUACUGUGCUGCGUGCCCUUCACCGCGCUCCUCUACCCGCUGCCCGCCUGGGUUCUGGGAGACUUCAUGUGCAAAUUCGUCAACUACAUCCAGCAGGUCUCGGUGCAAGCCACAUGUGCCACUCUGACGGCCAUGAGCGUGGACCGCUGGUAUGUGACUGUGUUCCCGCUGCGUGCACUUCACCGCCGGACUCCGCGCCUGGCCCUGGCUGUCAGCCUCAGCAUCUGGGUGGGGUCGGCAGCUGUGUCCGCCCCGGUGCUGGCCCUGCACCGCCUGUCGCCAGGGCCUCGUACCUACUGCAGCGAGGCGUUUCCUAGCCGCGCCCUGGAGCGCGCCUUCGCGCUCUACAACCUGCUGGCUCUAUACCUGCUGCCGCUGCUCGCCACCUGCGCCUGCUACGGCGCCAUGCUGCGCCACCUGGGCCGUGCGGCUGUACGCCCCGCACCCACUGACGGCGCCCUGCAGGGGCAGCUGCUAGCACAGCGCGCUGGAGCAGUGCGCACCAAGGUCUCCCGGCUGGUGGCCGCUGUCGUCCUGCUCUUCGCCGCCUGCUGGGGCCCGAUCCAGCUGUUCCUGGUGCUUCAAGCCCUGGGCCCCUCGGGGGCCUGGCACCCUCGAAGCUAUGCCGCCUACGCGGUCAAGAUUUGGGCUCACUGCAUGUCCUACAGCAACUCGGCGCUCAAUCCGCUGCUCUAUGCCUUCCUGGGUUCACACUUCAGACAGGCCUUCUGCCGCGUGUGCCCCUGCUGCCCGCAACGCCAGCGCCGGCCCCACGCGUCAGCUCACUCGGACCGAGCUGCAACCCACACUGUGCCACACAGCCGUGCUGCGCACCCUGUGCGGAUCAGGAGCCCGGAGCCUGGGAACCCUGUGGUGCGCUCGCCCUGCGCUCAGACUGAACAUACUGCUUCACUCUGAGCUGGUCCUGCCUGUGAGGUGCUGAGAACCGAACCAGGAUUUUGUGUUUAUGGGGCAAGCGAUGAACUACUAAACUAAAUGUGCAGUCUCUCUUUUUCCUCCUUUACCACUUACGUGUUUCUGAAACAGGGUUUCAUGUAACCUAGGCUGGUCUGUCUCCAACUCUAUGUACCGUAGCUGUCUCUGAUCCGACUGCCAUGACUUUGGAACCUAAACCACCAAGUCUAGCUUUGCUUUUUCUAUUUUGAGACAAGGUCCCAACAUGGAGCAGGUCACAAAUGUCACCACAAGACUGGAGUCCAAGGUCAUCCUUGGCUACAUAGAGUGUUCUAGGCCAGCCUGGCUGGCUGCUGAUCUGGUAUCAA